Messenger RNA from Anopheles nili, 2373 nucleotides. RefSeq lists its product as uncharacterized. The record is from RefSeq and is a predicted model, not a curated record. NCBI's taxonomy places the organism in Eukaryota, Metazoa, Arthropoda, Insecta, Diptera, Culicidae. The transcript is spliced from 7 exons. The coding region runs from base 73 to 1401 and encodes 442 amino acids.
GCGGUGGUGUCAUAAACUUCGCGGAAAAGCGUCGACCUCUUCCCGACGUCCUCGAGAGCAUCACAGAAAAGGAUGGCUCCGGAUGGGUUUCAUCGCCGACGGCAGGCGACGACGAUGGCUGUAACGGUGCUGUUUGUUCUCGGCUCGAUCUUCAUCGGUCAGGCCACGGGUCAGGACUCGGAGUUCGCACCGCACGUCACGGCCACCUGCAAGUCCGGCACAAUGAACAUCAAGAUCCAGUUCGCGGGCCCCUACAACGGAGUAGUGCACGCCCGGGACUUUCGGACGCCGGCCUGUAUGACCUUCGGCAACGGGACAGCCUCGCUUGGACUCAGCCUCAAUCUGCUGGCCAAAACCGGCAACAGCGAGUACUGCGGCAUACUCGUCAGCAACGUGAGUGGUGGUGAUCGCACCGAGGAACGCUCCGUCCAGUUGGCCGUGCGAGUACACAAAACGCUGGAGCUGGCCGACGACAAAUUCUACGUUAUCACAUGCGGCAAAACGGGAUUCGCGAGGGACGAUAGCGGUGCGGUGGCGUUGAAAUUCCUCGACAGCACCGGACGGCGCGUUCGCGAGACGGUUUACAAUCGCGAGUACACGAUCAAGGCGGAAGUUACCAACCCGAACGGUACGUACGGGAUACGGGUGAAGAACUGCUUCGCCUUCAACAAGAAGAACAUGUCCGUGGCGCUUAUCGACGAGCGAGGCUGCCCACUGAAGAACGACACGAUGACGCGAUUCCGACCGAGUGCGGACGGUACGAGUGCCACCGCGCAGAUCACUUCAAUGUUCAAGUUCGCCGAGGGCUCCGAGGUGCACUUCCAGUGUGACGUGGUGCAGUGUAAUGGCCGCUGCCCGGAUCAGGACGAGGGCAUGUGCACAGGCGAUGCGAACGCCUUCGUAAAGUCAGCCCGCGCCCUCGGACAGGUCGACGAUGGAAUGCUGCUGGCGGCGACGACCGUCUUCGUGAUCGAUCCUGCCUUUGCGCCCGUGAUUUCUCCGAUCUGCGACGACACCGGUAUCCGUCCGCACUGGUUGCUGUGGUUGACCAUCGCACUAGGUGUCCUGUUCCUGAUCAUGCUUCUCAUGAACAUCUUCCUCUGCACGGCCAUGAGCUGCAGCUGUGCCCAGACUGAGAUCAUCGAGAAGGAACCGUCCAUCAUCGAAGAGUACGAUCCGUACCGAAGUUGGCACGGGUCACAGUAUGGAUCGCGUUACUCACUGCAUGGCGGGCGCGAGGGCGGACACAACAAGGGCUACACGAGUGGCGGCAGCACGAUCCACUCGAAUCGAUCGCUGCCCAUCGAUUCGGAUCAUUACGCGAUCGUCCACAGUCGGCCAGGAUCCCGGCAUUCCGGGCUGCAUGGACAUCGGCCUCGCGGCCCACCGAGCAACAUGUAAAGGCGUGCGCGUGUGUGAUUGCGUGAGUGGCAGAAUGUGAACCAUUGGUUUUCCCGUUCGAGUUCCCCUGUCCAGCCUGUCCACUUACGUUCACGACUUCCGCCAAGCAGACGACGGUACCCGCGAGGACGAUGAUCGUGUAAUGCAUCCGGGCACGCACCUACGCAGGCAAUUGUAAAUAACUCAACGUGCGCGUGUGCAUUACGGUGGUUUUGGGACAACGCCUUCACGGGGCACCGUCCCGUGAAGGAUUUAAAUGUAUUGAAAAUUAAUCACGCUCCUGAGGAUCAUCGUUUCAACCAGCAACAAAUAUUACGAACAAAAGAUUUCAUGCCUUACAUAAGUGUACGAGAAGCAAACCCAGCGCCAAAAUACGUGAAUCCGUAUUUUUCUUCAAAAUCGUUUUCCACGAGACCGAUUUUUAUAAAAAAAAAACCAACCGUACGGUUACUGAUCGUAGCUGAGUGGUACACAGUCCUUACUAGGGAUGAGCUGUGCGGCGUAUUUUUCGCAGGAACCGGUAACCGGCCAACCGCAGACUGACAAAUGCCAUGUAAAUGUACGUCUUUUCGCUGGGGAGUGUAAACAUGUGACAGGGAAAAAGGCGCACAACAGUCCGGUUUCGACAGACGCGAGGAUGAAAGUGGAAAUAAUCCGAAAUCUAGUAACGAAUGUAAUUUUACGCCUCCACAGCAGGGUAAAUCAAAACAUAAAACUUAAGUAAAGCCUCGUUGGACUAGCACAGUAAGUGGAUACGCAGGAACUGCUUCAAACUGUACACGCGCAUCUUAAAUUAGAAGCAGCAUAAUUGAGCAAUAUUGACUAGAAUAAUAAAUUUAACCAAGCAGAGAAAAAACUAAGCUGAAAAACGACCGCAAAACAAUUAAAACAGGCGAGGGAUGAAAAGGAAUUGCUCUUAAAUGUGUAAAUUUUUGUGUAAGACAAAGUAGAUAAUAAAACUACCGACUAAUA